UAACAGCAACUAGGUUAUUCCAAGCUCUUGUCCAUAUGUUUGCUAUAAGUUAACAAUGACAAAAUUAUAUCGAUAAUAGAACGUCAUUCAAUUCAUUGAUUUUUUUUAAUUAUUGUAAUAAAUAUUCUACUGAAAAUUAAAUUUCCAAUUAAUCUGCUAUAUUUUUGAAUAUUUUAAUAUAACGAUUGUAAAUAAUACCAUCACCAUUCUUAAUUUAAAUUUGAAAAAAUAUGUUAUCCUUUGUGUUUUUAAAUAUAAUUUGAUUUCACUCUUAUUAUUUUAAUGCAAUGUUUGGACUACAGAAUUUGGUAAUAAAAAAUACUAAGUAGCAACAAACAAUAACUAGUGUGUUAGUUGGUGUGAUAUCUGCAUGGAGAUUAUAGAAUGGCUCAAAGUCAACAAAAUGCGACGCCAGUAACUCCACGCGAUACCAAAGAUGGAAAUAUCAUUUCGGAGAUAAUAAAGAAAACAUUGGAUGUUAAUCGAUAUGCUACAAAGAAAACUAUUGCUCAAGGUUUCCUGAAUGUUGCAUUAUUAACUGCAAACGCCGCACAGUUAAAAUAUGUGUUAACCGUUGGAGAAAGUCAUCCUUUUUAUAUCUUACUAAUAGUUCUCAUUUCAUUGAGCAUACUACUUCAGGUGAUUCAGGCCUGCUUUUCAGUAAUUUUGGCAAGUAAAUUGGAUAUAAAUAAAGAACAUCAACAAGAAAACGCAAACAAGACCAACAAUGUAGUACUCUGUUUAAAUAUCGUCAUAAUGGCGAUAAAUAUAUUAAUAAACGUUUUUGCAAUGAAGGAUGAUGAUUGAUAAAAAGGAACAUGGUGACCUUGUGAUACAUAAAAUGCAUGUACUCGUUUUGAAAUAUUCACUUCGCAAUAGUCACAUAUUAUUCAAACCACUCACUAUUCAUUUUAUAUUUUUAAUUAUAUGUAAGAGUUUGGUAUUAUUAAACGACUAUUGAAGCA
This is a messenger RNA of Diorhabda sublineata, 965 nucleotides long. Its product is annotated as ninjurin-1-like. Gene Ontology annotation, biological process: cell adhesion; tissue regeneration. The transcript is spliced from 4 exons. The record is from RefSeq and is a predicted model, not a curated record. Lineage: Eukaryota; Metazoa; Arthropoda; Insecta; Coleoptera; Chrysomelidae. Gene Ontology annotation, cellular component: membrane. Bases 385 to 807 code for a protein of 140 amino acids.